AACAACAACAACAACAACAACAUCACAAACAAGUGUCGCCGUUUCUUAAUGCAAAACAACCAUUCUGUGAUAUCUUAAGAUCCAAAGAUGACAUCGUUAACCUUGCACUUGAUAGUAAUAACGCUGCUGGCGGCGGCAGCGAUUACAGCAGCAGCAGAGGGAGCGGCCACACGUUCGCCUGUGCAGCGUGGCAGAGGAGCAGCCGGCGGCGCGUCAGCCGCAACGACGACCAGCACGCAGGCGCCAACAUUGCGCGCGCCACGCCAGCGGCGUCCGCCCACAACGCUGCCCAUCGACGAUGGCAACGGUCGCCGCGGCAGCACCACCACGCCGCUGCCGGCGACCCAACGACAGCAGCGACGUCGUUUCACCGCAACAACAACAACAACAACAGCAACGGCAACAACAACAACGACAACUGUGGCGCCAGCCUCUGCCGGCAGCUAUGUACGCACCAGCGGCAGCAGCCGUGGCAGCAUCAGAGCCGCCCGCCAGCCACGCGACACGCCAACGCCAACGCUGGGCGAGCGCGAGUCCAGCGCUGGGAGCGAUGGGAGCGCCCGCAACCAAAGGCUUCAGUCACAUCACACGUUGUCAUCGGCGUCCUCCAGCAAUCCACUCGCCGUCUUCAACGCUUCGUCGCGCAGCGGCGCCCUCAAAACGCCGCGCAUGAUCCAGCGCCUGGUGGCUGGCCACAUUCACAACGCGCAGGGCCACUCCACCUAUGAGGUGUCUGCGGUGAGCGCCAACAGCAGCAGGAGCAUUGGAAUAGCGACAACAACCCCAAGCACAACGACAACAACAACAACUGCAAAAAGCCCAAGCACAAGAACAACACGUCGCAAGGCGAGCAGCACCUAUCGCCUGGCCAGACCGUCGCCAUCGCCAUCGCCGGUGCCAGCGCCAGAGCGGGACCAGGACGAUGACGAGGCGUUGCUUAAUGAACCGGAUGACUUUGAUAACUGGGACAAUGGCAUACUGCGGUUGAGUGCCGGCUCGGGCAAGGAGGAGGCGGCGGCGGAGGCAGCCAGCGCCAAAGGCCAGAGCAAGCAGAGCAAAGAGGAUGCCAAGAAGACGCUCGCGGAUCAGGUGCGCGAUGGCAAGUACGGUCUGAUCGAGAAGGAGCUCUUUCGCCGCGUGCCCAAGCGUCCGGGCGUGCUGAGCUAUGCCCGCAACUCGGAGGUGCCACUGGACAAUGAGCGCAACUUUGGUGGGCUCAGCGAGCAGGACAUUUGGCUGGCCGAGGAUCAUUUGCUGGUCAUCAAAGGCGGCGGUCUGAAUGAGGCCGAGGGCGAUGGCGACGGCGCUGAUGCGUGGCCAGCCAUUGACGAUUACGAUGCGCCGCCACGACAGAUCAAGCUGCCAGCGCAUCCCGUGGUGCCGCCUCCAUUUCCCGUGCAGCUCGAGCCGCAUGGGCCACUGCAGCUUAUCCGAGAUAAUCAAAUCGAGGGCUUCCAUACGACAGCUGGCAAUGCAACGCUAUCCGCUGUGGGUCAGCACGCGUCCCACGGCCAAGUCCACGGAGCUGCCCACGGCCCGGGGUCGCAUCCUGCUGCCCGGACGGGAGCGAUUGCGUCGGCUAAGGCAGCUGACCCGGAGCCCAGCUACGUCUACCCGACGCCCUAUGCGCCCUGGCUGCUCUCAAACAACGAGACGCCGGCCCAUACGCCUGCCAGUCCGGCGCCCAAUGCUGUGCUAAGGACUCCGCUGCUUGGCCCCUGGAUAAUCAAUGGCCUGCACGGUAACGGCAAUGCCUCCGGACCGGGCGCCCUGCACGGCAACAUCAGCGACUUUGACGAAGACGAUCCCUCGCUGUACUAUCCGCCCGCGUACAACUUUGUGUAUAGAAGCAACUAUUCCAAUCCGGUGCCGCCGGGUCCAUUGGUUCCGGGCAUUGUGCUGCCACCGCCGCCGGAUCACUUUAGUCUGCUGGAGACGACAACGUCGACGACAACGCGACGUCCCUUCACCACUCCGACCAGCAGCACCACCACCACCACCACCAGCACCAGCAGCAGCACAACCACAACCACCACAAGCACAACCAGCACACGAGCUCCAGCAUCGCGGCUGUCGAUCAAGUACAAUUCCAUUGGUUACCUGCCGCCCGCGCCGCGUCAGCCCAACAAGUAUGUGGAGCGCGUGCCAGUGCCAGUGGCUGUGCCCAUACCCAUAUAUCCUGUCAACUAUCAGCCGACGACGCCGCGGCCACAGCCUGCCGCACAGCUGGUCUUUGUGCCCAGUUUGAGCAGCACGGAACGCAGCUUGAGCGCUGGAGAGAGGGAUAGGGAGAGGGAGAGGGGCAGGGAAAGGGAGAGGGAAAGGGGUCGUGACCGGGAUCGUGAGCAGGCACCGCUCUCGAAAUCAAAUCCGAUUUACUAUGAAUACUUUGAGGCCAAACGGCAGCCAUCCUCCCUCAAGUCCAAUGUUAUCAAUGACUUCCUGGGCACCAAGCCGCCCAAGCGGCCGCAUUACAAAUCCCCGCCGAGUCCCGUCAACGAUGUCGCCGUGGUGAGCAUCACGCCCAAGCCACGUGUCCAGCUGCACUCGGAGUACGACGCGGCUCUGGGUCAACUGAUCAGAAGCAAUCUGAUCGCGCCGCCGGCAACUGGCCGCUUCCAGCCGCCCGACUUUGACAGGCAACCCUUUCUGCCCAUGGUCAACUACAGCGCCGACGAGCACGACCAGAAUGCCUUCAAGGCAAUAGUCUAUCAGCCUCAGACCCAGCAGCAGCCCCAGCAGCAGCUACAGCUGCAGCGCCAGCGCCAAUUGCGCGUGGGCAAGCAUCAGCAGCUGCAGCUACAGCUGGAGCCAACCCUGCAGCCGGCGCAGGACCAGGACUCAUAUCUGCCGGACUCGCUGCUGUUGCAGCGUCAGCGCCAACUGCGAGUGGGCAAACAGCAGCUGCAGCUGCAGCUGCAAUCGCCUUCGCCAGCGCCUGGGCCUGGGCCUGGGCCUGGGCCUGGGCCGUACGAUAGCCAGCAGGGUGUUUAUAGCACGCCCCUGCCGCCCACCUAUCUGGAGAAUCAGCUGCAGCCACGUCCGGCCAAAUAUCAGCUGCGUCCGCCGGCACCCGCGCCGCUGCAGUUCUGGCAGCGUCCCGCAGCGCCACCGCCGCCAGUGCCACCGCCGGCGCCACAGUUCAAGCGAUUGCGGCACGGCAGCGCCAAGCAUUCGUAUCCGCCGUACUUUGUGCCCAGCUACCCGAGCGGGCCCGCACCGGAGCCCCUGUACCGCCUGCUGCCCGUGCAGCAGCACAAGCACUGGCGACAGAGCAACAAACAGCAGCAGCAGCAGCAGCAACAAAUUCAAGUGCAACCGCAGCCACAGCAACAAUAUUAUCCCGAUCGUGGCGUCAACAUUGGCCACAGCCUGGCCAGCGACAUUUUGGUGAACUACAACAGCAACAAUCAGUUCAAUCCGCAGGCGGAGCUAGUGCCCCAGGCACAAUUGGGGCCACCGCCGCUGUCCUACCAGGCGCAGAACGGCGGCCAGGCAUCGCUCUGGUCGGACAGGCCGGUGCGACAGUCGCGCGCACAGCUGCAGGAGCAGGCCUAAAGGAACAAGGCGAGGAGCACGAAACAAAACAGGAGAUAUAGGAGCCAACGACAAUCGUCGAUGUCAGUGUCAAAAUGUGAUCUUCAAGAACAGCCGUUAGCCGAGCAAAUCCCGCAAUCGAAUCCAGGCAAAUCCACAGACCACGGAGCUGCUUAGAUGAAAUAGUCAAUGUCAAUACACAAACCAUAGACGAUGCUGAAAGUGUACAGAAAUGGGAUGUUUCAAUGCUACGAAUAACCUUUGGCAAGUGCAAUUCACGCUGAAUUACUGUAAUUUCAUUCAAAUCAUUCGGUGCGUCUGCAGCCCUGGCAACGAGCCACCCUCUACUCAACUAUAAUUAUUAUGAAUACAGCUCUGGUCACAUCUGUCGUUUGUUUGUCUUUUGCAGCCCAAUCGAAUACAAGAACAAGAAUAACACACCAUUAUUUUGAUGUGGCCAAAUUGCCUGCACAAGCUAUGUAUGCUACAUAUAUAUAUACAUAUUUAUACAUACAUAUAUAAAGCAUAACUACAUGCAUACAUACAUAUACAUAUAUCGGAAUACGAAUGUAUUCAUAUUGAUAGGCUUGUGUAAAUACGUUAAGGAUACGACAUGUACGAUUUGUGUACGCCAAAUAAACGAGUAACGCGUUAUUUGGGCGCCUACACAGAACUUAGUCUUAAAGGUGGGCAACAGAACCGUUAGGGACCCGUGUUGUCUUACUUAGCAUCUAAAUUGUGCAGCAAUAUGCAUACAAAAUCAUGAAUACUGUUUUAAACUAUCCUGUUUAUAAGCUUAUCAAAUAACCAUAAUUAAAUACGUUUUUUUUUUAUUUAUAUAAUAAAAUAAGCUCAUUUCCGAAUGAUUUUCAAAACUAUAUAUGAUUGUCAGCAAAAUUCAAACGCAAAUUUGUAUAAAAGCCAUAACAAUAAGUUCACUAUAAAUUCAUUUGAAGCACAUGAGCAAAUGGCAGAGCUUCAGGUGAAACCCAAUCAAUAAAACGUACGUAUAGAAAACAAUAAUAGGCAGCAUAUACAUAUAUAUAUAUAAAUACAUAUAUUAUACAUUUUGUAUGUACAUUUUUUUUUUUUUUGUUAGCUAUAACAAAAUUGUUUACAAAUAAGCGUAGCCGAAAAACGUAUUCAUCUAAAUAAAGCAAUUACAAAUUCAUA
Messenger RNA from Drosophila virilis, 4710 nucleotides. RefSeq names its product mucin-5AC. Lineage: Eukaryota; Metazoa; Arthropoda; Insecta; Diptera; Drosophilidae. The record is from RefSeq and is a predicted model, not a curated record.